CUUCAAUUCCACUCUCACCACUUUAAUCCACGCGGCAGCUCAAUUCCCGAUCCUCGAUUUUCUGCAAUGGAGACCAAUAGAGUGACGAUUCCGCUCUUGAUUUCGGAUUUAGUCGCCGAUUGGUCAAUUUCCCGAUAAUUUUGGGAGAUUUGUUGCGCAAAAUGUGGUUUUUGGUCACUUUUCCGGAGAGAUACUGACUGAUAUGUGAAGGGAAUGUUUUCCUCUUUCUGUAUAUAUGUAUGUUUCAACAUUUCUCUUUACACUUGAAGAUUUUGGGGGUACAUAAUUUAUUGCUACUGUGGAGAUUUGGGAGCUUCUUAGUGUUUUUUGUUCUAUGAGGGAGUCAUGUAAUGAGCCAUUUGUUAGUGCUAUCAAUCCUCAGUCAUGGCUCCAAGUGGAAAGAGGCAAACUCACUAAAUUCGUGCCGCAGUCUCCUUCUUCGAUAGAAUCCCUUAUCAAGGUUCCCGAACCUUCAAUUCUUCCGUUCUAUAAGCCUGUUGAUUACGUUAAAGUGCUAGCUGAAAUUCAUGAAGAACUUGAGGCGUGUCACCCUACAGAAAGGUCGAGUCUUUACUUGCUGCAGUAUCAGGUCUUUAAAGGCCUUGGGCAAUCAAAGUUGAUGCGGAGAAGCCUUCACUCUGCUUGGUCGAAGGCAAGUACAGUUCACGAAAAACUUGUCUUUGGAGCUUGGUUGAAGUAUGAGAAGCAAGGUGAUGAUAUAAUAUCCGACUUGCUGUCCUCUUGUGGUAAAUGUGCUAAGGAGUUCGGAUCUAUAGAUAUUGCGUCUGAGUUCCCUGUUGUUAAAACUUCAAGUACGCUUGGAAUGGUGAGCAGCAUUAAUCUCCCACGUGUUGUUUCUUUUCAAAUCGACGAUGAGAGAAUAACAUGUGAGAGGCAUAAGAUUGCUGGACUUUCUGCUCCAUUUCAAGCGAUGCUCAAUGGAUGCUUCACAGAAUCGGUUUGUGAUGACGUAGAUCUUUCAGAAAACAACAUUUCUGCUUCAGGGAUGAGAGCAAUCAGAGAUUUCAGUAAAACGGGAAGUUUAAGUGAACUGGCUCCGAGUCUUUUGCUGGAAAUUUUGGUAUUUGGAAACAGAUUUUGCUGCGAAGGCCUGAAGGAUGCUUGUGAUCGGAAACUUGCUUCUUUGGUUUUGUGCAGACAGGAUGCAGUAGAACUCAUUGAAUUCGCUCUUGAGCAGAAUUCUCCUGUACUAGCUGCCUCUUGUUUGCAAGUGUUUCUACACGAGCUUCCUGACUCACUGAAUGACGAUCAGGUAGUUGAACUGUUGUGCAGUUUGGAUAGGCAACAACGGUCAAUAAUGGCUGGACCUGCCUCGUUCUCUCUAUAUUCUUUGUUGGCGGAAGUUUCCAUGAAUUAUAAUCCCUCCUCAGACAGAGCAGUUCUUUUCGGUAAGCAGUUGGUAGACGGUGCUGGAAAUAGACGGCAGAAAAUGAUUGCACUUCAUCAGUUGGGAUGCACUAGACUCCUCAGAAAAGAAUGUGCCGAAGCAGAGACGCUGUUUGAAGCUGCUUUGAGUGAAGGGCAUGUUUAUUCCAUUCUCGGGUUAGCCAGGUUAUGUCAUAUGAGAGGGCAUAGCAAACAGUCGUACGAAAAGAUCAGUUCCGUCAUAUCCUCUUAUACACCUCUUGGAUGGAUGUAUCAAGAGAGAUCAUUAUACUGUGAUGUUGAUAAACGAUGGGAAGAACUCGAGAAAGCUACUGAGCUAGAUCCCUCCUUGACUUACCCCUUCAUGUAUCGAGCUGCAUCCAUGAUGAGAAAGCUGGAUGUUCAAGCCGCCCUUGCGGAGAUAAACAGGGUUCUUGCCUUCAAACUAGCGUUGGAGUGCUUGGAGCUGCGCUUCUGUUUCUAUCUCGCUCUCGAGGAUUACCAAUCAGCUUUGUGUGAUGUGCAAGCGAUUCUCACAGUGUCUCCAGAUUAUAGGAUGUUUGGUGGGCGAGUUGGGGCUUCCCAACUCCGCAUUCUUGUGCGGGAACAUGUCGAGAGCUGGACAACUGCGGAUUGCUGGCUACAGCUCUAUGAUACAUGGUCCUUAGUCGAUGAUAUCGGAUCACUGUCUGUAAUCUAUCAGAUGCUCGAGUCUGAUGCACCGAAGGGCGUUCUAUACUUUAGACAGUCUCUACUUCUCCUCAGAUUAAACUGUCCUGAAGCAGCGAUGAGGAGUUUGCAGCUAGCUCGUGAGCAUGCAUCAAGUGAACCCGAAAGAUUAGUAUACGAGGGGUGGAUCUUAUACGAUACAGGUCAUUGCGAAGAAGGGCUACAGAAAGCUGAGGAGUCCAUUAAGCUCCAGAGAUCUUUUGAAGCUUUUUUCUUAAAAGCUUAUGCUUUAGCCGACUCCUGUCAAGAUCCGUCUUGCUCGUCCACUGUUGUAUUGCUUCUCGAAGAAGCUCUGAAGUGUCCGUCAGAUAGACUUCGCAAGGGUCAGGCGCUGAACAACCUCGGAAGUGUGUACGUUGACUGUGGGAAGCUCGAUGCUGCAGCCGACUGCUACAUCAAUGCCCUCAAGAUCCGGCAUACUCGGGCUCACCAGGGCCUCGCCCGUGUCCAUUACCUUAGGAACGACAAGAAUGCCGCAUAUGCCGAGAUGACCAAGCUGAUCGAGAAGGCAAUGAACAACGCGUCCGCGUAUGAAAAACGGUCAGAGUACUGCGAGCGCGACCUCACGAAGGCGGACCUCGAGAUGGUCACCCGCCUCGAUCCUCUUCGGGUCUACCCGUACCGUUACAGAGCGGCAGUUCUGAUGGACAGCCAUAAGGAUAAGGAAGCCAUCGCUGAACUCUCGAGGGCAAUAGCGUUCAAGGCGGAUCUUCAUCUUCUUCACCUCCGGGCUGCGUUCCACGAGCACGUUGGCGAUGUUAUGGGCGCGCUGCGUGAUUGUCGAGCUGCACUCUCCGUCGACCCGAAUCAUCAAGAGAUGCUUGAGCUUCAUAGCCGUGUGAACAGCCAAGAACCUUGAGGUUUUUGGGUCAAUUGGAUUAUCCCUCCUAACUUUGAAUUUUGUAUACUUAAAAAUAUAUUGUUAAUAGUAUAAUUUUAUUACCAGGUGCUAAGUUGAUGCACUUGUGGUCUUUCUAUAAAUUUAAUCAUUAUAACAUCAA
Messenger RNA from Salvia hispanica, 3116 nucleotides. Its product is annotated as ETO1-like protein 1. Gene Ontology annotation, biological process: negative regulation of ethylene-activated signaling pathway. NCBI's taxonomy places the organism in Eukaryota, Viridiplantae, Streptophyta, Magnoliopsida, Lamiales, Lamiaceae. The record is from RefSeq and is a predicted model, not a curated record. Gene Ontology annotation, molecular function: protein binding.